UAACUGUACGGAUGCUCGUUAAGAAUUGAGUUAAAUAUACAUCUCUUGUUUAAGGUUAGUCUGGUUUUCAGCGUACUCUGCGGAGUAUUAACACAUUUACAUAGUGAAAGAGAUCAGUAAUACAUACUAGCUGAAAAUAACUUUACGACAUUUUCCCAAUCUAUUUUUAACGCAAAUUUUCCAUUCUUUUCUGAAGAUAUUUAUGUGACACUACUGCUUAAGAUGUAGGAAAAGGGAAAUGUUUGAUAAGAUAAGAAUUCACUAUGCGUUUGUAUACCAAAAUCAACCCUUAGCCGAUAAAUAUUUGAAAUAUUUCAUUGAAUUCGUUUAAUGAAGUACAAAUGGAGCAGAGUUUGUGUUAAGUGCAUGUAAGCAUGCGUGUCGUAUUACGCUUCAACUUGUAUAGUAUUAAUAUGUAAAACAAAGAGAUGCCAAAGAGACAGCGACGAUCUAGAGGAAAUUCGGGGUUAUAUGAUGAACUUCACGUAUCGCCACCAAAACGGAAAUACGAUGUGGAGAAUGCUGUUGGAGGGGCUGAUGCUAAGUCUGCUGAUUUACCAAAGGAUGAAGAGAAGAAAAUUACACGUAUGUCUCCAAAAACGAUACUCUUUUCCCAAGACACGAUAAAUUACAAGUUUGAAGACGGAACGAAACUGAACGAAACGUUAAACAGCUUGAAAUUCUGGAGAGAAAACUGUCGAUUCAAUUCCAAAAAUAACCGUUAUACCGGCAAAAGAGCAGGAAAAAUACUUCACACAUGAUAACAGAAGAUUAUAUGUAUAUUAAAAGUAUGAAGAUUAUCUUGGGGAGAAGUUACUCAUUCCUGUCAUCAUCGGUAAAUCUGAAGAUCUAGGAAGAGAACGACUAACUACAGGACCUAGAAGCCGUGGAAAGUCUAUUAAAAUAAUGAUAGAGGACUUUAAAGGCAGCAGAAAAGGCGGGAAACUGCUAGAGACCUGGACUUGUCCGAAAAGUAAAGACUGAGUCAAUAUUUUAAAAGUUCAUCAAUAUUAAUAACACAAACAACGAAGCAAAUGUGCUUUUAAACAAACAAACAAUCAAACAUUCGAACAGUGCAGAAAAAACAACUUUUUUCAGCUUAACUGGCCAUAUGUAAAGAGAUAUGUUUACAAGUGCCAUUCAUAAUAUGUACUCAAUGUUACAGAUGCACAAUAUCAAUUUAUAUCAUUCAUAAAACAUAUAUGAGCCGCACCAUGAGAAAACCAACAAAUUGCAUUUGCGACCAGCAUAGCUCCAGACCAUCCAUGCUGGUCGCUUUCAAAGCCUAAUUGCAGUUAGAGAAACCGUUGGCGCUGACCAGACUGGGCGGAUGCGCAGGCUGGUCUUGAUCCAUGCUGGUCGCAAAUGCACUAUGUUUGUUUUCUCAUGGUGCGGCUCAAUUAUCUCAUCGUACGUUUAUUUUUGUCUCUUACACGAUUUGCAUAUAGAUCAUAGAACUAUUCCAAUGGUAAAUAUCUAAAGAAAGGUUGAUAGCUGAAAUUUCGAAAAAGUAAAAAUAUCUGAGGUUUGCCCAGGAUCGCAUCAUUUGAAAAGUAUUCUUACCAGUUCUUAUAGUUAUAAGUUUGGAAAAAUCAACAAGUUUGAUAAAACUGCUAAAUAAAUGUUGGAGUAUUUUGACUUGCUGUAACUUGACAGUGUUUUAAAAAUGUCCUAAAAAGUGGAAUAGACAAAUUGACUCUUUUUGAUUUUGGCAGUAUUGUGAAUAUAUGCACAAUAAACAAUGAA
Mercenaria mercenaria is the source of this 1746-nucleotide messenger RNA. RefSeq lists its product as uncharacterized. The record is from RefSeq and is a predicted model, not a curated record. NCBI's taxonomy places the organism in Eukaryota, Metazoa, Mollusca, Bivalvia, Venerida, Veneridae. The transcript is spliced from 2 exons. Bases 429 to 761 code for a protein of 110 amino acids.